AUAGCUAGCUGGCUACACUACUCCAGUAGCUACAGUACUGCAACAGAACCCUUCCUGCUCGCCGCGCCCUUCCCUUCCGCAGCAGCAGGCCCAACGAAUGAAUGAAGGACAACAACACGACAACAAUAAAACUGCACAGCACCGACAAAGUUUCCUUGUAAGAACUGGAAGAAGUAGUCGCCAAGCGCAGCAUCUCGACACUCUUCGGUACCAAGAGAGCAGACCUGGUGUGCUUUUUCAAAGGAGAAGAUCGAGUUGCACAUCACCACUAAGUGUUGAAAAUGGAAGACUUUGGCAGGAGUAAUAGUUUCAUGGACGAUCCGAGCGACCUUGGUUUAGGAGAGAACUUCUUUGAAGACAAUAGCGACUUAGGCCGCGUCUUCGAAGAAGAAGAUGGUGGGGGUCGUAGGGGGCAGAAUUCCUCAGCGCAGAACAAAUCAAAGCAAAAAAACGAGGACGAAGAUGGUGAUGGUGAAGCAGCUGCUGGGAAUGAGUCAGGGGACACCAAACUGAAGUUGGAAGAAGAGGGCUCUGAUGGCGGCGACAAAAUCAAUAAACCAGACGACAAUGACAACAAUAAGGAUGCCGUUGAAACAAAAGGCAACGAAGAAAAUGACGAUGACGAGCCAUUUAAUAACAGACAAUCAUCCAAUAACGAUGCUGUAGGUGACAGUGAUGGCGGGGGGCCUCCACCGCUUUGGCACAACGACGAUGUUGACAAACUGCACCGAGAAGCCAUGAUCCGAGAAAUAGCGAAACUUCUCAAAGCUAGGAAGAAAUCGGCGCCGACCAAAGAAUGGAUGCAGCAAUUGCCACACAAGGCACGGGUGCUAGAAGAUCGUCUUUACAAAAAGGCCCAGUCCUUGGAAGCAUAUCUGGACCGAGCCAGUUUGAAAAAUAGAUUGCGAACUCUCGCCGUCACAAUCACUGCACAUUACAAAAAGUCUUCCAAAGAUAAAAAAGGAUCUACGAAGGGUGCCCCCACCGACACGGAGCCUUUGGGCAACCGCCGGGAUUCUAUAUUAUCGAACGCGGCGUCGGCGUCUUCCCAAGUUAGCUCUCUUGAUCCACCAAUGAUGGGAACCUCAGGUCAAAGCUCGGACAGUGCACCAUCAUCCGCUCCAGGGCAGCUCCCAAAUAUUCCAGAGAUGUCUUCGCCGCAACUCGGAAGCGAUGGCCAAGUGAUUCCGCCAGAUAUGGCCAUGUCGGAGCUAGCAAGACAAAAGCAAGUAAACGAAGACUUGCAGAAGCAGAUCAUGGAGAACAUUCGGCAGCAACAGCAAUUGGUUCAUUCCAUACGGCGCGGCAGCAAUUCUUCACAGGGUGGCAACCUUAACCCGAGUAGUAAUUCUUCUUCAAAUGCCCAGGGGAACGAAACGAAUUCGUCCUCUGUGAACGGUGUGUCCAGCCUCAACCAACAAGGGGAUCGCGGGCACAGCAUGUCAGGACAGAUGAAAAAGAUGCAGAAUGCAAGACAACGGCAAAGCACCACCGAGAAUCAAAUGGAUGACAUGCAAGGUUCCCAAUUCCCCAACGGUCGGGGUGAUGGCAUGAACCAUCGAGGAUCCAAUGCCUCAGGAAUGGCGGAGGCAUCCUUCGAGGCCCAGACAUCUCUAAUGAGACAAGCGUCAUCGUCUAACCCUUCGGGUUCAGGUUUCAAUGCUGCUCAACUUGCUAUGAUGCGACGACAGUCUGGGUCCAUGUCUGGCGCCGCCGAAAUGAACAUGCAACAACAACAAAACAUGCAAGCAGCCAUGAUGAGACGAAAUUCUGGGGUGGGACAUCAAGGCCUUGGAGGACCCGCUCAAUUUCAAGCACAGCAAGCGGCCAUGAUGCAGUCCAACUCCCAUGCUCAAAACCAAGCUGCAGCACAGAUGCAGAUGCAGGCUGCUUUGAUGAGCUCGAAUCAGUUCAACAUGGCUCAGGCGCAAGCUGCCAUGAUGGCUGCUGGAGCGAACCCUAUGAACCCUCAAGCACAGGCCGCUCUGAUGCGACAAAUGUCGGGCAAUCCAAUGAAUGGACAAUCUGCGAAUCCACAAGCAGCACUCAUGGCGCAAGCGUCGUUAGGCAACAAUCCCAAUAUGCCACAUGGGGCCGCAAUGAUGGCCAAUGGCGGAAUGGCGAAUCAAGCCAUGAUGGGCGGGGGGAUGCCGAACGGACAAAUGAUGGCUGCUUUUGCCAACAACCAGCAAAUGCUUCAAAAUGCUGGAAUGAUGCCCAUGAACGGAAUGGGGAUGCCGCAGAACAUGGCACAGUUUGCUAGUAUGCAACAGCAGAUGGGCAUGGGUCCUGGUAUGAUGGGGAUGGGCGGAAACGACGGCAACUUCCCCAACGGUAUGAAUUUUCAGGCCAAAAAAGGCGGUGGAAACAUGGGCGUCGAAUCGCAGAACUCAUUCAACUGGUAAUUGUGCUCAAAGAAUAGACCAACAAUGGACUCUACUGCUCGUUCGAACU
This is a messenger RNA of Seminavis robusta, 2454 nucleotides long. The record is from the annotation of a GenBank genome assembly. Lineage: Eukaryota; Bacillariophyta; Bacillariophyceae; Naviculales; Naviculaceae.